AUGCCAGCUGCCACCACUUCCUCCAACACCACCGCACCCCCAGCCCGUUCCCACAUCCGAUUCGGCACCCUGCCCACCCGCGACACAGUCCGCCGCUACCCCUCCUCCUACACACACCCCACCAAGUCUGACUCCUUCUCCUCUUCGCACUCUGACCACUCGUCUCAUUCUGCAGAGUCUUCCAAGACUGGCAAACAGCAGCAGGGUGCGACAGACUUUGAUAGCAUUCUGAACCCUAGUCAGAUGCGGUCUAUGGCUGAGAUUGACAAAGAGGAGGAGGUGCAUAUGCAGAAGACGGGGACGGUCAAGGCGAAGAAGAUGGGGGGUAAGCUCUUGCUGGGCAUGGUUGCGAAGGUUAGUUCUUUGGGGAAGGGUAAGGGUGUUUGA
Pyrenophora tritici-repentis Pt-1C-BFP is the source of this 387-nucleotide messenger RNA. RefSeq lists its product as uncharacterized. The record is from RefSeq and is a predicted model, not a curated record. NCBI's taxonomy places the organism in Eukaryota, Fungi, Ascomycota, Dothideomycetes, Pleosporales, Pleosporaceae.